AUGGGUGAUGAGCUAGUGUUUGACCCGCACGGCGGGAUGGCCGCCUCUCAUUUGCCGUCAUUGGAAGAUGACACGAUCAAGCUCUCCUUGAUUAACGGCCUGAUCAACAACCUCUCCUCUGAAGAGCUGUCAGCUGAACUGGCCCGUCUGCAUCUGCAUGACUCGGGCAACAAGCGCGUCAAAACUCGUCGAUUGAAGCAACAUGUCAAAGAAAUUCGCACUCGGGCUCAGCGCGGGGCCAGUACUGCUCGUGAUGACCACGCUGCCUCCGACAGCUCCGCUCGUCAACCGUUUGAGUUGGUGUGUGUGAUGGAUUUUGAGGCCACUUGCGAAGAAGAGCGAUCCCCCUUUCCUCAUGAGAUCAUCGAAAUACCGGCCAUACUGCUUGAUGCCAAGAGUGGGGAACUGCUCGACACGUUUCAGACCUAUGUCCGACCCAAGCUCAAUCCCCAGCUUUCCAAGUUUUGCACCAAUCUCACCGGCAUCACGCAGGACCAGGUUGAUGCGGCCAAGCUGUUCCCAGAGGCUUGGCAAGACUUUGAAGAUUUUUUGGGAAAGGCUGUGCAAAAGUUCAAGGCUUCGCACGACGUGGACGACGUCCGGGUGUUGUGCGCAUCAGAUGGACCAUGGGAUUUUCGUGACUUCCUGGCCUUUCAAUGUCAGCUCAGCCAGAUGGACUAUCCAGCUGUAUGCCAACAAUGGAUGGACGUGCGAAAACGACUGACGAAGCAUUUCAAGCUCAAAUGGGCUGGACCUGAACGUGCAGCCUACGCCACGGGUCUUGAUUUCAUGCUACAGGCCGUGGGGCUGACUUUUGAGGGUCGCCCUCAUUCCGGCAUUGAUGACUCGCGGAACAUUGCCCGCCUGGUUCAAGUGCUGAUAGAUGAAGGCGCUCAGUUGAGUGUCACUCAUGAUUACAACCUUUCCAACUGCCAGAUCGAUCUAAACCUUGCCAAGGCGUAA
Messenger RNA from Monosiga brevicollis MX1, 963 nucleotides. RefSeq lists its product as uncharacterized. Gene Ontology annotation, biological process: exonucleolytic trimming to generate mature 3'-end of 5.8S rRNA from tricistronic rRNA transcript (SSU-rRNA, 5.8S rRNA, LSU-rRNA). The record is from RefSeq and is a predicted model, not a curated record. Gene Ontology annotation, molecular function: nucleic acid binding; 3'-5'-RNA exonuclease activity. The transcript has 10 exons. The coding region runs from base 1 to 963 and encodes 320 amino acids. NCBI's taxonomy places the organism in Eukaryota, Choanoflagellata, Craspedida, Salpingoecidae.